Molecule: messenger RNA, 4249 nt
Organism: Dendroctonus ponderosae (mountain pine beetle)
Lineage: Eukaryota; Metazoa; Arthropoda; Insecta; Coleoptera; Curculionidae
Product: S1 RNA-binding domain-containing protein 1
Exons: 14
Coding region: 124-2907 (927 amino acids)
Biological process (GO): nucleobase-containing compound metabolic process; translation
Molecular function (GO): mRNA binding; structural constituent of ribosome
Source: RefSeq, a predicted model, not a curated record
UUACGAUCACAACCCUACUUUUAUGUUUACUAUACGAAUUACGUUUCUGUUGUACCAGCUAGAACAGGACUAAUGAAAUUCAUGAUAAUUCUUUGAUAUCAUUUGCAUAAAAUAGUCUAAAAUAUGAAUAGUACAAAUCAAUUACUUAGUUCUGAUGAUAGUGAUGCUCCGAUCCUUCGGGCACAUUUAAAGCGAGCUAAACCAGUUUCAUAUAAGGCAGAAUUAACGUCAGAUAGUGAUAGCGAGCCAAUCAAGUUUGUAAAAGUGAAAACUCCACAGACUGAAAAACUGCUUGGCGAGAUUUCUCUUUUAACUAGCGAUGAAGAGUUUAUUCCGGAGCCGAGUAAGUUCAAGAAAAAACCGUUAAGUAAAACCAAUACACGUGAAAAGAGGAUACAUACUAUUGAACUUAUUACCAGCGAUGAAGAUAUGGAGUCUGCAAAUAUUCCAUCAAAUACCGGAAAGAAAAGGAAAUGUCUGAAUUCUCAUUUGGAAGUCACAAGUCCAACAAAGAAAGCAAAAAAAGAUCGAGAAGCUAAACCACUUAGAAGCAAGACUUUAAGCAAAACUAGAAGAACCGCCGUUGCAACAUCUCAAAGUUCAAAGACAGAUAAAACUCUAAAUAGUUCCGUUGACGACGUUUGUCCCACUUGGCAAGAGCCAGAACUUUUAGCAGAGAAAACUUUAAUAGAUGAAAGUGUUGCUCGAAAUUUGAUAAAACUAUGGGAGGAUGGUAAUACUAUACCAUUUAUUGCUAGAUAUCGAAGAAAUGUAAUUGGUGAUAUGACGGCGGAAAAUCUAAGGGCAAUAAAGGAGGAUUACGUCGAAAUUUGCGAAUUGAAAAAGAAAAUUUGCACGGUUGCAAAAGCAGUGGCGCAGAAUGGAAAGUUGGAUCUGAAAAUUCAACAAAAUAUUUGUGCGUCUAGAACUAUCGAAGAAUUGGAACAUAUUUAUGCUCCGUUUAAACCGGGUAAAAAACAAUCAUUGGUAGAACGAGCAAAAAAAUGCGGUUUGGAGGAGCCAGCAUUACAUUUAUUGAAUAACACGGGCAUGAUUUUUUUUGCUGAUUAUAAGAAACCUGGCGUAGAUGGCAUAAAAACCGAGGAGGAUGUAAAAAAAGGAAUCAUACAAAUUUUAGCUUUUGAAAUAGGUAGAGACCCGGAAUUGUUGUUGUUCUUGCGCAAUUUGCGAGGAACAUCGACGUUUAAACUGAGGACAACAAAGGCCCGAUCUACACAGAAAAACCAAAGUACUGUCGCGAACAAAAUAGGAAAAAAAGAUCCUAAGACAGAGGAGGCCAAGUUUCAAAUAUACUUUGAUUUUAGCAAUAGGGUUGACGCUUUGAAAUCUCACCAGAUUUUAGCUAUUAAUCGAGGAGAAUCUUUAAAAAUUCUAACCGUCAAAAUUGAGAUUCCUAGUUAUUUUCAAAACCAGUUUAAAAUUUUCUGCACUAACAAAUGGACAAAUAAAUCUCAAUAUGACCAGAGAAGACAAGACAUUAUUAAUUUGGCAAUUGAUGAUGCGUUUGGACGAAUAAUUACUCCAUUGAUUUCUCGAGAAAUACGUGCUGAAUUGAAGCUAAAAGCCGAGAAAGAAUCAUGUAAAGUGUUCAGUGAUAAUUUGAAACAUUUAUUAUUAACACGCCCCAUGAAAGGAAAACCAAUUAUGGGAAUAGAUCCAGGUUACACUCAUGGGUGUAAGGUGGCCCUUAUCUCAGCGACUGGGAAUCUACUAGAUCACAGCGUAAUUUAUCCGCAUACUUUUAAAAAUGGCAGUUCUAGAGGCGAAGACGUGAUCAAGAAAUUAUUGCUUCAAUAUGGAUGUAACCUAAUAGCGAUAGGCAAUGGAAGUGCGUGUCGUGAAACAGAGGAGUGGAUUUCCGGUCUUAUUAGUAGUCACUAUUUCGGAAAUUUGGAUGUACAAUAUACUAUUGUGAAUGAAGAUGGAGCAUCUAUUUACAGUUGCAGUACAGAAGCGCAGAAGGAAUUUAGAGAUCUAGAUCCUAAUAUUAUUAGCGCAGUAUCUCUUGCGCGCAGAAUUCAAGAUCCUAUGGCCGAACUAGUCAAAGUUGAACCGUGCCAUUUAGGAGUAGGCAUGUAUCAGUUAGACAUUAAGAAGAAACAGUUGCAAGAUGCUCUAAGCGAAGUUGUUUCUGAAUGUGUAAGUUUUGUUGGCGUGGACUUAAAUACAGCAUCUAUGUGCUUAUUGCGUCGUAUUGCUGGCUUAACAGAAAAUAAGGCCGUUCAAAUAAUCGACUACAGAGAAAGGUGCGGAGCCUUUACCCACCGAAAAGAAUUGCUUAAAGUUUAUGGAAUUGGAGAGAGAGUCUUUGAGCAAUGCGCUGGCUUCCUGAGAAUAGGACCCACUGAUCCGAGCUACAAUAAGUUUUAUGACAAUAAAUUGACCACACCAUUGGACGCAACGAUCAUACAUCCGGAAUCGUACCCUUUGGUUCGCAGUUUAAUAGGAGAAUUGGGACUGAAAGAGAAACAAAUAGGUUCGGAGUACUUCAUCAGAUGCUUUAAGGCAAAAUCACAAGGGUACGAUAUUCAGAAAUUAGCUGAAAAAUAUAAAUCUGAUAAGGAAACAAUGCACCUCAUUUUCGAUGCACUUAAUAAGAGCUUAAGCCACGAUUUCAGAACUGAAAUGAGUAGAACGCCGUUAUUUAAAAAGGACAUUACUUCUUUGGAAAACCUGAAAAUAAAUUCAGUUUUGACGGGGCGAGUUAAAAACGUAACAUCAUUUGGGGCGUUUGUCGACAUCGGAGUAGGUAAGAACGGAUUAAUUCAUGAAUCAAAUAUGAAAGGGCUGAAUUUACAUCUAGGGGAUGUAUUGGAAGUUCGAGUAAACAAACUUGACGUGGUCAAAGGUCAUAUUAAUUUGGUAGUCUUAAAUAAGUGCAGUUGAAAGGGUACAUUGUGUAAACUUUUUUGUGUUCUAAUUUGUUAAUAUUUUUCCUCCAGAUUUAUUAGGGCGGUUUUCUUCUAAAAUAUACAUAAUACAGCAUAAAUAAAAUUUUCGUUUUCGUGGAAAUGUUUUUUUCCUUCCAUAAAAGAACUGUUAUUUGAGUUUAGAAGCUUCGUUUAUAUAUGUGUGGUGCCACUAAAACCGGAGUGUAAACCUAACGGGAAUUUAUUCCGUUUGGUUUAGACUAUGAUGUGUUUUUUUCAAAACCGCAACAUUCAAUUUUGUAACUGUUAAUGAGGGAAAAUUGGUAAUAUUUUUUGAAAGAAUUCUGAUGUACAUGUCUAUAAUUUUAUGAAUAAAAAUAUGGAUUACCCCAAUUUUUGUAAUAUUGGAGCUGUUACGAAAAUGUUAAAUUAUAUAUUUAUUAUAUAUCAUAAGUUAGUCUGUAUUUUUUGAGAUGGCUGUUAUUAAGUCGUUCAUAAAUAUGUUGCAGAUAUCGUCGGCAUACAAUAGAAGCUGACUAAGUCCGCCGAUAGUAGUUUUGAGUUAUUAAUCUUUUCAUAAUUUGCUUAUGAUUAUAAAAUCAAUUAUUUUAUAUCAGAUUAGUUUAUAAUAAUUUUUUUACACAAUUUUGAAGUUUGUUCCUGGUAAAUAAGAUUACACAUUGACAUUGCAAUCGAAAAUACCAAAAAUAUAUAAAUAUUCGACAUGGUCGCUUUCGCUUGUAUAACGACGAUACGUAUGCAGAGAUGUACUUUUAAGGAUAUUUUUGUAAUAUAUUGAUCUUACAGAUCGCAAAUAGCGAUGUCUCAGUGAGUUCCUGAACAAUAUUUAUCUACCCUAGCACAAAUAUGCAGUCAUUUAAAAUGCGGCAUCAUUAUUGCGGGAGUAUUUAGCGAGUCUACAUAAAUUUUAUGUAUACUAUUCUUUGUUUUUGCAAUCAACGUAGUAUAGUAAUCUAAAAUGUAAAUAAAUUGGUAUUUACAUGUUCGGAAGUCUCUGUCUGGAGAGCGACAAAAGGUGAAGAAAGACGAAAUAGCUUUGUGGAAUGUAACCGGCGAUGGGGUUUAAUACACUGAAAAUGGCUCCUGAGAAAAGUAUCCGUGUGUCAUUCAAAUGUAUAAAACAUAUUAAUUCUCGUGGAACGCCAAAAAAAAAACAAUUAGAGGAGAAGUGAUCGCAUUUUAGUGAUUUACGUUAAAAAUAAGGCACCUUAUGUAGAAAAUCCAAGAAGUAUGUAAGAAAAUUAUAAUUAAGUAGUUUUGAAAAUUUGUAAUUUUUUAUUCUUACUAAGAACAUUUCUUAGUGGUGUUUAUUUGAGAAAUAGAAGUUUUUUUGUUUA